AUGUUCAAUCCCUUUAGCAGAAAAGAUUCAAAAGGAGAAGCCCAUCAAAACAGAUAAAAAGCAAUUGAAAAAUUAAGUGUUUUGUAAAAUAAGUAAGAUGCCUUUAUUGCUAUAAAAGAAUUAGAACAUAACUUAUAUAAGCAUUGCUUUAAGAAAUGCCUUAAAUUAGAUGACUAGCUAUUUUAAGAUGAAGAAAGAGAUUGUUUAACAAAUUGCAAUGCUAAGAUUGCUUAAUUCCUUUAAAUUUCCAAGGAUAAUUUCUCAAAUGUUGAAUAAAACAUCUAAGUCCUCAAAUAAAUGGUAAAAGGAAAACCUUCUAUUUGA
This is a messenger RNA of Tetrahymena thermophila SB210, 324 nucleotides long. Its product is annotated as Tim10/DDP family zinc finger protein. The record is from RefSeq and is a predicted model, not a curated record. Lineage: Eukaryota; Ciliophora; Oligohymenophorea; Hymenostomatida; Tetrahymenidae. The transcript has a single exon.